UUACGAAGUGAAUGGAGUCGAGCGGCAGAAAGGCCGUUAUUCGUAAAGCGGAGUUCUAAAUAAAUAGGUCUUUUAUACCAUAUUGUCUGAAUUAGUAAGGAGAAGUUGUUUAUAAACAUGCGAUUUUUAAGUAAUUAUUGCAGAAGCAAUGUUCGUUUGACUGGAAAGACUAUUGUUAUAACAGGUGCAAAUUGUGGAAUUGGGAAAGAAACAGCCAGGGAUUUAUACAGAAGAGGUGGACGAGUAAUCUUAGCGUGUCGUGAUAUUAAUAAAGCAAAAGAAGCAGUGGAUGAUAUAAAGGAAAAUCCUCCAAGUUUCAGAGCUUAUGAAAGCAAUCCUGAAGACGAACCAGGACAAUUAGAAAUUCGUCACUUGAAUCUUACUAGCUUCGCAAGUAUUAAGAAGUGUGCACAGCAUUUAUUAUCAACUGAACCAGCCAUUCAUAUAUUAAUCAAUAAUGCAGGAGUGUUCUUGCAUCCAUUUGAAAAAAGUGAAGAUGGCUUCGAGACUCAUUUCCAAGCUAAUCACUUGGGACAUUUUCUUUUAACACUUUUACUAUUACCAAAAAUUCGAGAAUCUGCACCAGGUUGUAGAAUAAUUAAUGUUUCAUCAUACUUGCAUAAGGUUGGUAACAUAAACUUUGAGGAUUUAAAUUUGGAGAGUUCUUAUACUCCUUUUAAAGCUUAUUGUCAAAGUAAACUGGCCAAUGUUUUAUUUACCAAGGAAUUGAGCAAAAAGUUGCAUGAAGCUGGAAUUGAGGGUAUAAAUGUAUAUUCUCUACAUCCUGGAGUAGUAAAAACAGAACUGGGUCGAUAUGUAGAUAGAAGCAUUUUUCGAGGUGCAAGGUCACUAAUGAGAUUAGCCACUGUUUUUGGGAAAACUGCUGAACAAGGUGCUCAGACGAGUUUAUACUGUGCUGUAGAUGAAAACGCAGGAAAAGAAACCGGCCUAUAUUAUGAUAACUGCAGAGUAGCAUGCACUUCAUCAAAGGGUUGUGAUUCUGAGUUAGCUAUGCAAUUUUGGAAGCGUAGUUGUGAAUUACUUAAUCUACCAUCAGAAGUAGAACUAGAAGAACUGUUGAAAAUAUUGAAUAAGAAACUAGUUGAACAAUAAGGUAGUAGAGAGUAGUUUACAAUGUUCAUAAUGAUAAAUUUAUGCUAAGGAUGAAGAAAUUUGAAGAUGGACGUUUUUGAAGACCAG
Molecule: messenger RNA, 1200 nt
Organism: Eufriesea mexicana
Lineage: Eukaryota; Metazoa; Arthropoda; Insecta; Hymenoptera; Apidae
Product: retinol dehydrogenase 12
Exons: 7
Coding region: 118-1113 (331 amino acids)
Source: RefSeq, a predicted model, not a curated record